AUGAUACGCAUGCUCAAGGAGAGAACAUCAAUGCAUCGGUCCUCGAUCAAGAAGGCAAUGCUAAAAAUGGAACCAAGCACUCCUCCGGUAGCUAAACACUUUGCUUUGAGUGGACAUACUGUGAAAGAUUUCAAAUGCAUACCUCUGGACCAUGUUCCGCCUUUGAGGAGAGGAGGUGAUAGAGGAAAACAGCAUGUGAUGUAUACAGGUGAAGCGUCUUUAGUAAAGGUUAUCAACGGUGGAUAUGAAGAUAUUGUGAUUGCAAUUAAUCCAGAAGUGAAGGAGGAUAUCAGAAUUAUUGAAAAUAUACAGAAUAUGGUAAAAGAAGCAACAAAUUAUUUAUUUCUGGCAACCAGGAAAAGACUUUUCAUAAAAAGCGUUAAAAUCCUUCUGCCAUCUACUUGGACACAAGUAAAUAAUUAUACAAAGCCAACAACAGAAACGUAUGGCACGGCAGACAUAAUUAUUGCUAACCCCUACCUGCAAUAUGGAGAUGACCCUUACACGUUACAGUAUGGACUUUGUGGAGAACCAGGAAGAUACAUUCAUUUGACACCCAAUUUCUUACUGGAUGACAAUCUACUCUCAGUGUAUGGACCUAGAGGAAGAGUAUUUGUCCAUGAAUGGGCUCACCUUCGUUGGGGGGUGUAUGAUGAAUACAAUGAUGACAAACCUUACUAUUUUGCAGAAAACCAAAAAAUAGAAGCCACAAGGUGUUCUGUGGAUAUCUUUGGGAUCAACAUAAUCCGAACAGGUCAAUGCUAUGGAGUGGACUGUCCAACACAAGCUUGCAGCUUUGAUCCGAACACUGGCCUUUAUGAAGAGGGCUGUGUAUUUUUGCAUGACAAAUUCCAGUUUGUCCACAGUUCUAUAAUGCAUUCACAGGCGCAGUCCCUGAUAACUGAAUUUUGUGAUUCCAGUAACCAUAACACAGAAGCACCAAAUCUCCAGAACAGAAUGUGUAACUUUCGCAGUACGUGGGAUGUUAUCAUGAACUCCACUGAUAUAAGCUCAACUCCACCGAGAACUGACACCAAUAUUACUGCCCCCACAUUUUCACUAUCGCAGUACAGGGACAGAGUGAUCACUCUUGUAAUUGAUGUGUCUGGAAGCAUGUCUCUGAAUGACCGUAUAGAACGACUACACCAGGCGGUUGACAUUCUCCUUACAGAGGUCGUUGAAACCUCAGCUUAUGUUGGGAUUGUCCAAUUCUCAAGUUCUGCAUCAGUCAUUUCUUCACUGGAGAGAAUCAAUGAGCUGCAACACGAGAAGCUGAAAUCGCUGGUUCCAAAUUCAGCAACGGAGGAAGGGACAAACAUCUGCUCUGGAAUUCUCGCUGCACUUGAGGUGAACAGACGUCUUGAUGGUUCAGCAUCUGGGACUGAAAUAGUGUUAUUGACAGAUGGAGAAGACAAUUAUGAUACAAGACUUUGUUUCCCUAACAUAAUAGCAAGUGGUGCAAUUAUACAUGUUAUAGCACUUGGGCCAUAUGCAGAAAAAGAACUUGAAAGCAUUGCAGAAAUGACUGGAGGACUCCAGUUUGCUGCAUCAGAUAAUCGGAAUUCUAAUGGCUUGAUUGAUGCCUUCAGUGGGAUUAUUUCUGCAGAUGAGAAUGUUUCACAACAGACGAUCCAGCUAGAAAGCAAGGGUGAAACUCUUCAACCAACAGCAUGUUUGAAUGGUGCAGUUUUCAUCGACGGCUCAGUGGGGAAUGACACAUUUUUCCUAAUCACGUGGCAAACUGCGGUACCAAGUAUUAAUGUACAAGAUCCAAAGGGAAAUACAUAUGAUGCUUUGCAAUUCACUACUGAUGUAACUUCUAAAUUAUCGAGACUUCAAAUCCCAGGAACAGCAGAGAGAGGCCGCUGGGAUUACAGCUUUUGCAAUUCAUUUACAUCAUACCAAGUCAUAGGUAUAACCGUGACUACCAAAGCCGCAGAUGAAAAUGUACCACCAAUUAUUGCAAGCUGCCACAUGAAUACCAUGACAAAUAAUUACCCAGACCCUAUGGUUAUCUAUGCAUCUGUAAGCCAGGGCCUUCUCCCUGUGACAGGAGUGAAAGUGGUGGCCAUCAUCGAACCAGAGAGUGGGAACUCUGUGUCUGUAGAUCUUUUAGACAACGGAGCAGGCGCUGACAUUGCCAAGGAUGACGGAAUCUACUCAAGAUAUUUCACUACUUUCAGUACCAAUGGAAGAUACAGCUUAAAAGUACGAGCUAUAAGUGAAGAUAAGAAAAGUCGACUCACAUUGCCCAAGAGUCGUGUUUUCUACAUACCUGGCUUUGUUGAUAAUGGUAAAAUAACUUUAAAUCCUCCAAGACCCACUGUUAAUGAUGAUGAUCUUCAGAUUAAUUUUGGAGCAUUUAGUAGGACAGCCCCUGGCGGCUCGUUCCUGGUAUCCAAUGUACCUUCUGGCGAGCAACCGGAUAUCCUGCAACCUGAGAAAAUAUCUGACUUGGAAGCAAGACUAGUAAAUUACAGGACUGUGUUGUCUUGGACAGCAACUGGUGAUGAUCUGGACCAAGGACAAGCUUCAAGAUAUGAACUAAGAAUGAACACUGAUAUAAAGAAAAUAAAACACAGCUUUGACUCUAGCACACUGGUUAACACUGAUAACCUCAUCCCUCAGCCAGCUGGAUCCAGGGAAACCUUCACAUUCGCACCUCAGAAUAUGAAUAUACAAAAUGGCACGCUCCUGUAUUUUGCCAUAAUUGCUAUUGACAAAGUUUCUCUGAAAUCAGAUAUGUCGAAUAUUGCACACGUCGCUUUCUAUAAUGUUCCACUGCUACCUACUACUAGUGCACCCACCACUACUUCUUUAUCUACUACACUGACCACUACUUCUUUAUCUACUAAACUGACCAUGCCUGCUGGAAAUGCAUCCUCCAACGACUCUGGUGGACUGAACUCUUUAGCAAUAACUCUGAUAAUAUGUUCCGCAGCAGUUCUAGUUUGUUUAAUUGUAUGUAUUAUUAUUUGUAUUACCUGCCAAAAGAAGAAAGUAUGUUGUUAAUAGAUUUGAGAAACACAGUGGUUGUAAACUUGUGCAUGAUCUGCUAAUAACUAAUUAUUUGUGCAUCCUCACCAGAAGCGCUCACAGCUUCAGGGGCAUAAACCUGUGGCGGCCAUCCCUGAUCAGGUGGCAAAGCUCUUUCUGGACACUGCAUUAGAUGACAAAUGAACUCCUUACAGUGUUCUCUGUCUACCAAUGAACACAUUCAAAUUUGAGGCAUUCGCAAAUUGUCUGUUUUACCAUCACAAAAAUGAAAUUCCAUGAGUGUCUGCAGAAGCAGCCAUUGACAAGCACAAAGUUAGCGCGUGAUGUCACAAAAGAAGAUAUCAAAGUAUUUUGCAAACCCCAUUUGUUGUUCUUGGUGUUUCAGUUAACUCCAAUUGUCUAUCUGUGUUGAUUGUAUAUUUAUUGCUUGCCAUUUGAAAAGCGCCAAUGGUGUGUGUUGUUGCUGCCAAUGAAAAUACAACUUCUCAUGCAUCCUA
Pseudophryne corroboree (corroboree frog) is the source of this 3494-nucleotide messenger RNA. RefSeq names its product calcium-activated chloride channel regulator 1-like. Gene Ontology annotation, molecular function: intracellularly calcium-gated chloride channel activity. The transcript is spliced from 16 exons. Gene Ontology annotation, cellular component: plasma membrane. The coding region runs from base 1 to 3012 and encodes 1003 amino acids. The record is from RefSeq and is a predicted model, not a curated record. Gene Ontology annotation, biological process: chloride transport. NCBI's taxonomy places the organism in Eukaryota, Metazoa, Chordata, Amphibia, Anura, Myobatrachidae.